CUUUUCUAUCCAUGGUUGUGCACUUAUAACUAUGUCAAAACAAUAGUUCACAUGCAGUCUUCGUAUCGGCUGGACAUGGAAAACCUCGGGAUCCAGAUAAUUAGUCGAAAAACUGUGACCAUUGGCGGUGAUAUCCAGGAUGGCUAAACGUAAACGAGAGAAAUCAUCAGCCGCGGACAGCCAAAGCAUAGCAGCGCAGGAUGUGGCUUCGGGCGCAACGAGGGAAGGGUCUGUAUCUGAUGGAGCCGACAUUGAUGCACAAGAGCGUCCCUCGAAUGAUAUACAUCGAACGCGCACCUUUCUAGCUUCACUGGCAUGCGAGCAAUGUCGUGCGAAAAAGACCAAGUGCGAUGAAGACCGUCCCAAGUGUGGACAGUGUAAAUCCUCAAGCAUCGAAUGUGUGUAUGGCGAAAAGCGUUUCACAAAGAAAGACCAAAGUCUCAAUGCCGCCGUCAAUGCAAUCCGCCGGCUCGAGACGAAGAUCGAGGAUCUCACUACUGCGUUCAACGAGGAUCGCGAUGAGCGUCGUGCUCUUGCAUCAGGCCCAGCAGGGGGCAUUUCGGAAGGCAGCGCAGAUGUCAGAGCAGAGGUCAGAAAUGAAAGGCCGUCAAAACCGUCAAACUCUCAAACACAACCCCGAACACCUGUACGAAUUGGACUUGAAACGACUGUACCGCCGCGUACUGUGUCGCCUACGCACUCUCGCCCGAUUCCUAUAUCCUUCAGUCAACACGCAACUAUCCAAUGGGACUCCAUUCGAUCAGGCCUCUCAAAGAGGUUACAGCAAGAGACUCAGCACCUAGGCUCAGACUUUGUUAUCGAGCAGGAAUCGCAACGCCCGCCCCUCUCCUCGACCAUAUCUUGUCUUUCAAGUGAUGGCCAUGUGUACUGGGCGCGAGACUUGCCCGAGGUGAUCGUCAGGGCUUUAUCAGACCUCUACUUCCUCACUUUCAACCGCAUCUCUCCGAUACUCGACAGGGAAUUCUAUGACCACUACACGCUUGUAGAUGUCAUCCACGGAGGAUUCCCAGAGACCGUCGAAUCCUGUGUGGUGCUCAACGUCCUGGCUCUCGGAUGCCUAGCUCUCCAGGCCUACGAGGAAGGUAACUUCUCUGUCCCGGCUGACAUAGAAAUUUGUCGCUCUGGUAGACACCAAGACCUGUGGUCCGAAAUCACUCAAGAAAAUCCCCAAGGGCUCAGAUUUUUCAACGAAGGCCGCAAACUAUCGGCGUUUCUGCAAACAGAAACAAGCCUACAAGCGUGUCAAAACCUCCUCCUGUCUGCCCUAUGGUCCGCGCAGAUUGUUCGGCCAAUGGAUUCAUGGACCUACCUCACACGCGCAUGCUACAUCUGUAUCAUCAUGGUGAAACUAAGAUGCAACGCAACCAACGACUGGGCAGACGACAUGCUCUCCCGGGUAUUCUGGAGCGCCUUAAUGAGCGAAGCAAUUUUAGUGCAGGAACUCGAUCUCCCACCCAGCGGUCUCGUCCGAUACGAAGACGACGUCCAGCUCCCGCGCUUCGUGAAAUGCCCUCAUCUGCCCGAAGCGUCAAGCCAGGGACGAGUCGACAGCGAUGCAGACGACGACGAGGCAUAUUUCCAGUACCAUUUCCUCGCACAGGUAGCACACAGGAUCAUCCUCACGCGGGUUCGCAACAGUAUCUACUUCGUCGCCGAAACUGCGGAUUUUCCGCCUCAGGCUGUCGUUGCAGAAUUGUAUCAUCAGCUGGAGCAGUGGCGCGAAGCCCUACCUUCAAUCAUCCAGUUCGCACACGAUGAAUCUGCACAGAGACAUGUAACAAAGACUGCCUCACCAGCACAUGCAGUCGCCGAUGCCAUCCUCAGGAGUCGAUAUCGCAUAGCUAAAUUCCACAUUGGCCGUCCAUUUCUAUGCAAAGUCCUGCAGAGCCCAAGUACGGCAACACAGAGAGAUCUAGAAGCCUGUGCAAGCGCCUUCGAGGCAGCCAUGUGGUGGCCAGCCGUACAAGGCAUUUGCCAACUUAUGAAAAGCUUUUCGCCCUUGAAGUUUGCAUUCUCAUGCCAGUUCGUCGGCCAACAGGUCCUUUAUCACGCCUUCGCAAUGCACCCGCUGCCUGCGCUCCAAAACGUCGUUCCGCGCGACUGGUAUGUGUGGAGUCGCGAAAUAAGCCAUCUCCUCUCCUACUGCGCCAGCCUCAGUCCCGCCGUGGCGACCGACUUUACCCUCUUCAGAGCCCUGCAGGACGAUCUCACCGUUUAUGACAGACAAACAUAACAAUCACCGUUUUGCUGGUAACGGAUAACCGCCUUGUUUCUCGAAGAACUUGGUCGCCUGCUGCAGCAACUCAGUCGUUUCAGGCCCCAGCCACUGCGGCACCAGCGCCGUGUAAAACGUCUCGAGCUCCCUCAUGCGCUUUCCCGCAAUCAUACACGCUGCGCCCUUCAUCCGCGCAUCGCACGCCGUCUGCGCUAUUGCCGCCGCCACGUCC
Molecule: messenger RNA, 2468 nt
Organism: Pseudovirgaria hyperparasitica
Lineage: Eukaryota; Fungi; Ascomycota; Dothideomycetes; Acrospermales; Acrospermaceae
Product: putative C6 finger domain protein
Exons: 7
Coding region: 140-2254 (704 amino acids)
Biological process (GO): regulation of DNA-templated transcription
Molecular function (GO): DNA-binding transcription factor activity, RNA polymerase II-specific; zinc ion binding
Source: RefSeq, a predicted model, not a curated record